This is a messenger RNA of Xiphophorus maculatus (southern platyfish), 6536 nucleotides long. RefSeq names its product ubiquitin protein ligase E3B (gene ube3b). Gene Ontology annotation, biological process: protein polyubiquitination; ubiquitin-dependent protein catabolic process. NCBI's taxonomy places the organism in Eukaryota, Metazoa, Chordata, Actinopteri, Cyprinodontiformes, Poeciliidae. Gene Ontology annotation, molecular function: ubiquitin protein ligase activity; protein binding. The transcript has 27 exons. The coding region runs from base 418 to 3630 and encodes 1070 amino acids. The record is from RefSeq and is a predicted model, not a curated record.
UUAAUGCGACGCAACGGAUUAUGGCUGCAGUCUAUGUAGAGAUCUCUUCUCAUUGUUUACAUUUAGAAACGGUGUGUCUCCUGCGUUACAACAAACUGACAUCGUUCCAACAUCAAACUCCGCCUCACCACGAUGCUAAUUAAAUCUAACUAUGUUUAGAAUAUAUGUCUUGCAGUCAGUAUCAAACCGACAAGCUGCGGGCUAGCCCUGCGAGCUAACAGUCGCUUCUCCAUCUUCACUGUGUCGAUUUUAGCUCCAGAGAUGCUAAGUUAGAUCUCUGUUUCAGUUUUUUUUAUUAUUGGGACUUUCUUCCUUGUUGGAUGUUACGGACUGCCAGAUGAAGGAGAACGUAUAGCGAAAGGUGUGCCUGAAGGCCAGACAAAAUCUUCUUAUCUUCUUAACUUCACAGGGUGCACCAUGUUUAGUGUCCCUCAAAGCUCCAAGUCCGAGUUCUUGGACAAAGCCAGGCAGGCCAGGGAGGAAAGAAAGGGACACAAAGAGAAGGAGAAAGCAGCAACCCAGAUCCAGGCUCUGGUGAGGAGAUUCCUCUGUCGCUGCAGACUCCAGAAGCAAACCAGGAAAGAGGUUGAUGACUAUUUUCAACUUUCUGAAGCGGGGACAACAAAAAGAAAUGCACUUUCAAUUUUCAAAAUUGCUCGAAAAUUGCUAUUCAUAUAUCGCCUUGAGGAUAAGAUGAGAUUUGAGAAGCUAUGUCGAGCAAUUCUGGCCAGCAUGGAGGUUGAAAACGAACCUAAAAUCUGGUAUGUUUCUUUGGCUCUCUCCAAAGACCUCACUAUUCCCUGGCUGAAACAGAUCAAAGAUGUCCUCUGGAUCUGCUGUCAGUUACUGAAAAACCUUAAGCCUGACAUACUUCAAGACAACAAGCUGGUUACACUGUACCUCACCAUGCUGGUGACCUUCACUGACACGUCAACAUGGCGGAUAGUCCGAGGAAAGGGUGAGAGUGAGGCUCUGAGACCUGCUUUGACAAGGAUUUGUGAAAAUAUUAUGGGGCAUCUAAAUCAGAAGGGAUUCUACUCAACAUUGCAGAUCCUGUUGACCAAUGGUUUGGCCCGGUCUAAACCGUCUCUCUCUAAAGGCACCCUGACUGCUAUUUUCUCCUUGUCUCUGAGGCCAGUCAUUGCAGCUCACUUUUCAGACAACCUGCUCCGGUCCUUCCUCCUCCACAUCAUGUCCGUUCCUGCCGUGGUGUCCCACCUCAGUGUCUUGACUCCAGAGUGCAUGGCAUUAAUCCAGACCCAUGACCUCUUGCGGAAGUUCAUUUUGUUUCUGAGCCGGGAAGAACAAUGCCUAGACAUCUGUGUGUGUCUUGAGGGCAGCCACUCGCUCUGCUUACUUGGAAACCUAAUCCAGUUGGGUUACCUCAAUGAGAAAGUCUUAGAAGAAGAGGCCAACCAUUUUGUGAAGGACCUGACUGACAUGUUGUCAUACUGCCAAAGAUACGUAUCACAAAAGAAGUCCAACCUAACGCAUUGGCAUCCUGUCCUGGGCUGGUUCUCUCAGACUGUGGACUACGGUCUGAAUGAGUCGAUGCCUCUGGUCACUAAGCAGCUUCAGCAUCUGUGGGGCGUAUCUGUCAUUCGAACUCUCUUCAGUGACGUCCUCUCCAAGAAGCUGGAGAGUCAGGAGUCCACCCCACCACCGCCGCAGCCAAGCACGUCUCAAAACAAUCUACCCGUAAAGAAUCUUUUUAAGAGAGCGUUUCAGAAGUCGGCUUCUGUGAGGAACAUUCUGAAACCUGUCGGAGGGAAGCGGGUCGACUCAGCUGAAGUUCAGAAAGUGUGCAGCAUCUGUGUGCUCUACCAGACGACUCUGUCCACGCUGACGCAAAUACGCCUCCAGAUACUCACCGGUCUGACACAUCUUGACGACCUUUUACCAAAACUGUGGGCUUUCAUCUGUGAGCUUGGUCCUCAGGGGGGCCUCAAGCUUUUCAUGGAGUGUCUGAACAACGAUACAGAGGAGUCGAAACAGCUCCUGGCUAUGCUGAUGCUGUUCUGUGACUGCUCUCGUCACCUCAUCACAAUUUUGGAUGACAUUGAAGUAUAUGAGGAGCAAACAUCCUUCAAAAUAGAGGAACUCAUCACUAUCUCCUCUUUUCUGAACACAUUUGUGUACAAGAUGAUUUGGGACGGCAUCUUGGAAAAUGCAAAAGGAGAAAAGCUGGAACUCUUUCACAGCGUUCAUGGGUGGCUGAUGGUCCUGUAUGAACGGGACUGCAGGCGCAGGUUCACCCCCGAUGACCACUGGCUUCGCAAGGAUCUGAAGCCGAGCUUGUUGUUCCAAGAGCUGGAAAAAGGGAAAAAAAGAGCUCAACUUCUACUGCAGUACAUCCCACAUGUUAUCCCACAUAAAAAUAGAGUGCUGCUGUUCAGAAACAUCGUCACAAAGGAGAAAGAAAGUUUAGGGUUGGUAGAAACCAGCUCGGCUUCUCCGCACGUCACCCAUAUCACUAUUCGCCGCUCACGGAUGCUGGAAGACGGAUACGACCAACUCCGCAGGUUACCAGUGAACUCCAUAAAAGGCGUCAUUCGUGUCAAGUUUGUUAAUGACCUGGGAGUGGACGAGGCUGGAAUUGACCAGGAUGGGGUCUUCAAAGAGUUUCUAGAGGAGAUCAUUAAGAAGGUUUUCAAUCCUGCCCUCAACCUGUUCAAGACUACAAGUGGAAAUGAAAGGCUGUAUCCCUCACCCACAUCCUACAUUCACGAGAAUCACUUGCAGCUCUUUGAGUUUGUUGGGAAGAUGCUCGGUAAAGCUGUUUAUGAGGGCAUCGUUGUGGAUGUUCCUUUUGCCUCGUUCUUCCUCAGUCAAGUCCUGGGACACCACCACAGCACCUUCUACAGCUCCAUAGACGAGCUUCCCUCCCUGGACUCUGAGUUUUACAAAAACCUCACUUCCAUUAAGCGCUAUGACGGAGAUGUGGGAGAUCUAGGACUGACAUUGUCCUAUGAUGAAGAUGUUAUGGGGCAGCUUGUCUGUCAUGAGUUGAUACCUGGAGGAAAGACUAUGCCAGUCACCAAUGAAAACAAGAUCAGCUACAUCCACCUGAUGGCUCACUUCAGGAUGCACACGCAGAUUAAGGAGCAAACGGCAGCUUUCAUCCGGGGUUUUCGCAGCAUCAUCAAUCCAGAGUGGCUGCACAUGUUUUCCACACCUGAAGUUCAGCGGCUGAUCUCAGGGGAUAACGCAGAGAUUGAUCUAGACGACCUCAAGAAACACACUGUCUACUAUGGAGGUUUCCAUAGCAGCCACCGUGUCAUCAUCUGGCUUUGGGACAUCCUGUCCAGUGACUUUAAUGCUGAAGAGAGGGCUAUGUUCCUGAAAUUUGUUACCAGCUGCUCAAGGCCACCUCUUCUAGGCUUUGCUUACCUCAAACCACCUUUCUCCAUCCGUUGUGUGGAAGUCUCAGAUGAUCAGGACACAGGAGACACCCUCGGCAGUGUCCUCAGGGGCUUCUUCACAAUUCGAAAGAAGGAGCCUGGGGGUCGACUUCCCACUUCUUCUACGUGUUUCAACCUUCUCAAGCUGCCCAACUACAGUAAGAAGAGCAUCCUGCGUGACAAACUGCGUUACGCCAUCAGUAUGAAUACAGGCUUCGAGCUCUCCUAAUUCUGCGCUGGGACAAUCUGCACAGGAUGGAUGUGAUAAACAACAUGAACUGAGCGGGAUUCUCAAGCUAUCUGGCACAUUAUAGAGCCAUCAGCUAAAGAAAGGAGGAGUAUGGUGGAAGAUCUGAUCUCUGGUUGAGCGCUGAUGGAGUGAGAUCUACUCUAGGUCUCUCUUCAAAGAGGAAGCUGCUCCUACAACACAGUAAAAUUUUAAUGUCUACUCUUAAAAAUGAAUUUUUCAUAUAUUUAACAUGAUAACACUCAAAUAUACCGUGGUUUGAUCUCAGUUUCUCAGGCUUAACAGAAUCAUUCUUGGAUCAGAGGCCACCGUUUUAAGACAACUGGAAAGCAAUACAGAUGCAAUGCAAGCCAUUAGACACGAGGUCUUACUUACAUGAGUAAAACCAAACAACCAAUCAUUGUUAAUAUGCUGUCAAGUUUGGAUUUCAUCCGUUGAAUCCAGAAACGCAUCUAAAAAAAAAGCUUUUAUGACUGUAAGACAAAUCCGUGUCUUGUGAUGAAUCUCCAAGAAAAAUAAGUUGUUGUUCGAAGUUGUAACUUGGCAUUAAUUCCCUUGUGUUGCAGCGUUUGAGCCAUCCAGCCAGUUGUGUUCUCCGGUUGUCUGAGAGCCAAACAUCACCUUCACUUCUGUUCAGAAAGUCUGAUCAUGAUAGUCUGAUAUAAAGAUGCCCUCGCUGUAGCAUCACUUACCUUUAAGAGCAGAAAAUGAACUGGAAACGAUUUGUUGACAUUUUUACCCUUCAUGCCGGAGUAGGCGAGGCUGUGCUAUGUGCUACGUCUCUUUUUAUCGCCCAAGUUUAAAAUCAUGAAGUGGUUUAGUCUUCUAUGUAUUUUGUACCAGGAAACCAUGUUCACUCCACCUCAUACUAAUGCUGAGUGCCUCAUGUCUAACAGUUACCCCAUGCUAGCACAUGUGCCGUUGUUGUUCAGCUCUAACCAAUUACCACGUUUUGGGAAGAAAAAGCCAUAGAUAUUGGGGCUAUGGUCCUGGACUACUUCUCUGAACGAGAGAGAUCUGACUGAAGCAACCAUGGAGGCUUUUACUGUAAAUCCCUCUGAUCUCUGUGGACUUUUCUUCAAGCCAUGCGGAAAAGAUCUCGUGGUCUGAAGACCUUUUAAAAUGAUGUCACGGACUGACUCGUCAACCAAAUAAAACUGCUCAAUUGGACGAUGUUCCCUUGAAAAUGUUGCACUGGUUUUUGUGGGGACAUGAAGUUGAAUGUGACCUUAAUAGCCUGAAUAUUCCUUGAGACAGGGUUUAUUUACGUUAGACAGUGACAAAGGGACUGUUUGUCGUCAUGGAACAAGAAAAAAGACAAACCUUCACUCAAAGAGUUGAAGGACAAUUGAAAAUCUUCUAGUUCUUUAAUACGCAAGAACACAUUUUCUGUUAUAAAUGAGAAUAAAUAUUUAGUGUCUAACUUCCUAAACUAUGGCCACUAACUUGUGUUUAAACAUUAAAUGUGUACAAUACUAGUGGAAAGUUUAUGUACCCUCAUAAUCAUGAAUACUAUUCAUUUUGGGGUUUUAAAUUUUGGGGUUUUAAUGGAUUAAUCAACAAACAACAAAAAUUUUUAAUAGAAUUGGGUGCACAAGUCUGAAUAUACCUUUUUGUUUUAGUACAGAUUGUAAAAAUUGCAUCACAUGCAUAGGUACAGUCUCUUAAUUAGUUAAAAGUCCAUCAGCUUGUUGCAGAGAAUUUAAGUUAUUUUUGUAGCCAUCAAUUAGCUUCUGGUAUAAUUCUGCGGGAUAUUUGAAUCCUCUUGUUAGCAGGAAGGCUAGAGAACUUUUAAACUGGUUGAUUUCCUGACUUAGUGUCUGAUUGUGGUCAUACCCUACAAACUUGCAGUAAGGUUGCCAUUCCAGGAGAUUAAUAUCAGUGUGGGAUUACACCCAAGUGUAAAAACUUUUAACUGUCUGUUCCUGGUUUGCUGGCAGUUCCCCAGCUCCCCGGUGCACCCCCCAUCUAUAUUUGGGAUGGCUGUCCUGUUGGAACACACACUUGUGGAAAAGUUUUAAACAUCUAGCCAUCGAUUUGAGAUUAGGUGAAUAAUUUGCUAGUCUUCCUUCAUUGUUCUAUCUGCUUGAUGCAAUUCACCGGCAGAAACAAGCCCCGAUCAUGAUGCUGCCACCACCAUGUCUGGGUGCUGUUGCAGUUUUGCAGAUUUGAAAGUCUUUCCUUCGCUUGUACUUUUCUCCGCGACAUGCAGAGAAAGUAUUUCACCAAAUAUCAGUGGGGAUGUGUUUUUUUAACCAUGUGUGAAUAAGAAAAAAAGUUGCAUUUUUUUCUGAAAAGCCCCCCCAAAAACAACAACAGUUCAGAUGCAUCUUGUUAAAACCCCAAGUGAAUAUGGUGUUUAUGCCUAUAAUGACUUGAGUAAACUUCUCUCUGGCACAAUAAUAAGCUUGUAUCCUUUCUACUAACGAGAUUUUUUAUAAAUUAAACAGAAAAACUAGUGGAGGAUCAAACAUCGUUUCAAAGCCUUUUUUAGUCUUUAUAAGAACUAGACAUGCUCCUAAUUAAUCAAUACACUACAGUGAGGAUGUGAAGAAUGAUGCCUCACAUGCUUGUUUGUCUCUUCUGGAGCUCCCCUUGUGUGUUUUUCUAAAUGAUGUCAAGUGAGGGGUCGGUUAAAAGUGUUUCAGAGGAUUGCUAAUGUUGGCUUUGAGCAGUCAUUCACUCUUUUAGGCUGAGAAAUAAUAUAACGCAAGCUAAAAUCCUUCCCACCCCUCCUGUCAAAAUGUAUAAUCUUCAUGUCUUCAAAGCUGGCUGCACAAUAGUGUUGAGUGUUUUUCUUUGUUGUUUUGACAGACUUGUCUACAUGUAAAAUACUUUUUUAAUCCUGUAUUGUUGAAUCAAGUAUUAUAUAAACCAUUUAAAUCCUG